AUGAACCCAUUUAAAAGUGUUUCUGGCAGACAACGUCAGCGCAAGUCGAAAUCCGCGAAAGUUGAGGUUAAGCAAGAGCCUGGUAUUAAGGAAGAGCCCAAUGACGGUGACGAUGUCAUGAACAUACCACGGCCGAGAGUUGAGGGAAGAUAUCGUGCGAAUUACGAAGGACCGUUCGAUUUUGGCUCUAAUCUUCAAACACAUUCGAUGACUCACAUCGAUGGACCGCCAAAUGCUUGUGCGAAAUGUGAUCGACGAUUUGCCACUCCAGACGAUAAGCAAGCACACGAAACACGCUGCCAACGAAGUCCCUUCGCAUCACACAGCGAUCAGUUCCCGAUCCAAUGCUUAAAGUGCUUCGGAGGAUAUGCAACCGAAGGUGCAAAAGAGGUUCAUGAAAAUGGCUGUGGCUACCAUCAUUAUCAAUGCCAUUUAUGCAAGAAGUAUCGCCGAGACAAACAAGACUUGAAGAUUCACAUGCGAAAAGACCACACCGGCGAGAGGAUUCAAUGCGAAAAAAUGAAGCCAUUCAAAGGGGUUCCUGGUCGAUGCAGCAAGCGCAAGUCAAAGUCGACAAAGGUUGAAGUCAAGCAUGAGCCUGGUAUUAAGGAAGAGCCCACCAACGAUGACGAAGUCAUGAACAUACCAAGGCCGAGAGUUGAUGGAAGAUAUCGCGCGAAUUAUGAAGGACCGAUCAACUUUGGCUAUGACUUCGAUGAGGUAAAGGAUGGAAUCAAAUGUGAAGAAGAAGAGACGGGCAAAGAAGGGGACUCGACACCAUGUGAACGAUCGAAUGAGGGCGCUGCCGCCAACGCCGAUGACAACGAGAAGCCAACGGAUGACACAAUCGAUGUUCAACUACCGCAACCAGUCGGCAGCAUCAAAGAUGAAAUCAAAUGUGAAGAAGAAGAGACGGGCAAAGAAAAGGACUCAACACCAUGUGAACGAUUGAAUGAGAGCGGCGCCAACGAUGAUGACAACGAACAGGCUAUGGGUGACGCAGUCGAUGUUGAACCACCGCAACCUGUCGAAUCAAGCGGCCAAAAAGCAAAACAAGCACAAAUGCCAUGUGUGCAAUCAUUUGUCAAGUGA
This is a messenger RNA of Sitodiplosis mosellana (orange wheat blossom midge), 1092 nucleotides long. RefSeq names its product myoneurin-like. NCBI's taxonomy places the organism in Eukaryota, Metazoa, Arthropoda, Insecta, Diptera, Cecidomyiidae. The record is from RefSeq and is a predicted model, not a curated record. Bases 1 to 1092 code for a protein of 363 amino acids. The transcript has 6 exons.